CUUUCUUCUGCUACAAUAAUUUCUAACAAAUAACGUUGAGAAAAUCAAAGAGUGAAUUGUUUAUUAUUUAUUGUUUGAUUUUGGUUAUAUAAAUUGUUAUUAAUAAAACUGUAAAUGUACGGGAAUGGGCCGGUGUUUAAGGCGGAGGGGACGUCGUUCCGGGAUCAACCAUACGCGGAACAGCUUCCUCAGGGACUAUGGACCACAGGGCUUUGCGAUUGUCACGAAGAUGCUCACAUUUGUGUUCAGACAGCUAUAAUGCCAUGUGUUUCCUUCGCUCAAAACGUCGAGAUCGUAAACAGAGGAACCAUACCUUGUAUGAACGCAGGUUUGAUUCAUCUAGCGUUAGGCUUUAUUGGUUGUAGCUGGCUCUACGCUUUUCCAAACCGGUCUAGGCUUAGGGAACAUUUCGCAUUGCCUGAAGAACCAUGCCGUGACUUUUUAGUCCAUCUCUUUUGCACCCCAUGCGCUAUCUGCCAAGAGUCCCGAGAACUCAAGAACCGCGGCGCUGAUCCUUCUAUCGGAUGGCUUUCGAAUGUAGAGAAAUGGAGCCGUGAGAAAGUAACACCUCCCAUAGUUGUACCUGGCAUGAUUCGAUGAUACUUUCACGCAAUGCGGCUAUUAUCUCUUACGGUUUAAAACUUUUCUGUAGAUCUUGUAAGCUUCAGGUGUUUCUCAGUUUAGCUAGGGAAAGUAAAAUAAAAAAAAACGAUGACUGAUUCUGAAUGGUAACGUUCACUACCAACUAAAUAAACAGAUGAUCUAAUACACUAAAGAGAAGAGCGUUAUGGGUCUUUUAGUUAAAAAUAUGUAAAUAUGAAAACCUAAGACCAGAACUAUGCUUUUCCUUUGGUCAUCAUGACUCAUGCAGGCUUUUUAUUUAGUCUCUAGGUCUGGCUAACCAUAGAGAGCUAAGUGCUCUAAGCCGAGAAAUAUAAUCGUGGAUGACCAAAAAGGCGCGAGCAGCUUGUCGUGUGGUGAGAAUUCUGUGAAGCUGUUGCAGAGUUUGUUGCCUCAAUAAAUCAGCCUGCAAAGAUAUAGUAACCUUUAAGCUCUUUGAUUUGUAAUAACAAAUGUUGUUGUUGACAAGAGACAUUCUGUUCAUUUUUUCUUACCUGGCGAAGGAAGUUUUCAAGAGUGCCAAGUUUGCCCAUAGCCAUAGCCAUAUGACCCAUAUAAUCUGCAACAUUUGCUGAAGAGUUUGGACCCAUUGAAGCAGAAGAAAGCGUCUCGAGAAGUGAUUGUUGUAGAGCUUCCAUGCCUUGUGACAAUGCAUCCUCUGCUUGUUGAGACGAUUGCUGAAGGUUGCAAAUGCCUAUCAACUGCUGGUCCGUCAAUGGAUCCACAUGGUUCCCCAAUAUCUAACAACAUAGUUACCAAUUAUGAGAAAAAAAAAUCAAAA
Arabidopsis thaliana (thale cress) is the source of this 1402-nucleotide messenger RNA. RefSeq names its product PLAC8 family protein. Gene Ontology annotation, cellular component: membrane. Bases 115 to 600 code for a protein of 161 amino acids. The transcript is spliced from 4 exons. The record is from RefSeq and is marked reviewed. NCBI's taxonomy places the organism in Eukaryota, Viridiplantae, Streptophyta, Magnoliopsida, Brassicales, Brassicaceae.